GACGCCUUUCGGCCGGUGAAACGAUUCUCGGAACAUUUUAUGAAUGCGAAGUUGUGACGCGUCGCUAGCAGCUGCUUGCUUGGAAUGGACCGAACGUUCGGGCGUUACCUCUAGAUCUUUGUCUUCGAAAUUAUCUCCUUCUCCAGCAGCUGCUGCGAAAUCUGCGACGAAGGGAGAAGGCCGCGAGGUUAGAAGAAGGCUUGCUCAUUUGUGGGCGCGUUGUCACAUUUGCAGGAUUUCUCGGGGAAGCAGGAAUGGCGACUGCUGUGUUUUCUGGAGCAGGCGCUCUCUCAGCUCUGUCAUCUGCGAAUUCCCAGAGAUUGGUGCGGGAUGAUUCGGCCGUUUUUGGGCGCCAUAGUGGACUGAAGAAAGUCACGUCGCACAGAGUUAAGCGUUCUGAGAGGCAAAUCGAGCUUUGUAGGGCUGGGGUUGCUCACGCCACUAGUGUGCAGCCCCGCCGUCGCAUGAAAGAUGAAGCUGAAUUGAUCCCCGUAUCACCCGACGAUGGAGGUUAUUAUAGUUCGGAGAAUCAGGGUGAACCAAAUAUUUCUAUGGAACAUCUCAUGGCUAUCCGGGAAGGACGAACUCAUGCAAGUAUGUGGGUCAAGCCCAGUUUUCAGCGCAAAACAAAAAUCGUCUGCACAAUCGGGCCAACGUCAAACACUCGUGAAAUGAUUUGGAAGCUUGCGGAAGCAGGAAUGAACGUUGCACGUCUGAACAUGUCCCACGGAGACCAUGCAUCUCACAAGAAGGUUAUUGAUCUUGUGCGCGAAUACAAUGAGGAAGCUGGAGCCCACAUUAUCGGUCUCAUGCUCGACACUAAGGGUCCUGAGGUAAGGAGUGGGGAUUUGCCUCAACCAAUCAAGCUUGAAAAGGGUGACGAGUUCACCUUCACCAUUAAACGUGGUGUUGGAACUGACAAAUGUGUCAGUGUGAAUUACGAUGAUUUCGUCAAUGAUGUGGAUCAGGAAGACAUCAUCCUGAUUGACGGAGGAAUGAUGUCUCUCCAAGUGGUUUCGAAGACCGAACAGGAAGUUUCAUGUGAAGUUGUUGAUGGUGGAGAGCUGAAGUCUCGUCGUCAUUUGAAUGUUCGGGGGAAAAGUGCAACAUUACCUUCCAUUACAGAGAAAGAUUGGGAUGAUAUCAAGUUCGGAGUAGAAAACAAGGUUGACUACUACGCCUUGUCUUUUGUGAAAGAUGCGCAAGUUGUUCACGAGCUAAAAGCCUACCUCAAAGCAAACGACGCAGACAUUUACGUCAUCGUGAAGAUCGAGAGCGCAGACUCGAUCCCCAACUUGCAGUCUAUUCUUGAAGCUUCUGAUGGGGCCAUGGUUGCUCGUGGUGAUCUUGGUGCCGAGCUCCCAGUUGAGGAGGUUCCACUACUUCAAGGUGAGAUUAUUAAAAAAUGCCGAAGCAUGGGAAAGCCUGUUAUCGUGGCUACGAAUAUGCUCGAGAGCAUGAUCAAUCACCCCACUCCGACUCGUGCUGAGGUCUCGGAUAUUGCUAUUGCGGUGAGGGAGGGAGCGGAUGCAGUCAUGUUGUCUGGGGAAACAGCUCAUGGGAAGUAUCCCCUGAAAGCUGUGAAAGUCAUGCAUACGGUAGCACUGCGCACUGAAGCCACGUUGCCUGAAGAACGACCUCCUGCCAAUCUGGGUCGUGCGUUUAAGAAUCACAUGAGCGAAAUGUUCGCAUUUCACGCCACCAUGAUGUCGAAUACUCUGGGAACUUCAAUUCUUGUCUUCACGAGGAGUGGAUUCAUGGCCAUGCUUCUAAGUCACUACCGCCCUGCAGGCACUGUGUUUGCAUUCACGAAUGAUAAAAAGGUUCAGUCACGACUGGCUUUGUACCAAGGUGUACGCGCUCUCCAUAUGACAUUUUCGGAUGAUGCAGAAGAAACUUUUACCAAGGCUCUCUCGAUUUUGCAGAAGCGAGGUAUGGUUAAGGACGGCGAAGAAGUUGCGCUCGUUCAAAGCGGAAGACAGCCCAUUUGGCGUUCUGCAUCGACACACCAUAUUCAAAUUGUUUCACCUGGCAAAUAUUUGAAGCCCAAGGUCUCCAGCAACUGAAACUGUUUGCCUUCGGUCUCCUCGUGGAGACGUAAAGCAGAUUGCACUACCAGGGAACACUCGCCCUGUGAUCUCCAGCAGCUGAAGUGUUACUCUUGUAAUUUUUGCCCAUUAAGGCUCAUGAUAUGGCCGGGGAACCCCACGGCUCCUGGGAUUCGCAGAAACAGGUAAUGGAUGUCAAGCGGAUCUCUUGACAUGAGCAUGACGUCAAGCUUGACUGUACGCAGAAGGAAUCUGUAGAAUGUCAAAGAAAGCUACAAAGCGGUCCCUUGGAAACGUUCCAGAACUCAUCAUUUUUUGCUCGUUACGUUUCAAGUGGAGUAUCCUUAUCUUCUUCAUGAUUAGAAACGUGUGCCUUUUACGCUCUUAGGCUUUCCUAGGGUAUGUGGACACCUAGCUCUGGUUGAAAUUUACUGCAUGGUGGUGAUUUUGUGCCACGGUGCUCCCUAUUUAGCAUAUUAAAGAGUGUUCCAGGCAGCCGAGAGGCGUCAAAAAAUAAAUUACGGGUGACUUCGUCUUUCGUUAUGAGGCUUUAUGCAACAUUUGUAGAAGCUG
Molecule: messenger RNA, 2621 nt
Organism: Marchantia polymorpha subsp. ruderalis
Lineage: Eukaryota; Viridiplantae; Streptophyta; Marchantiopsida; Marchantiales; Marchantiaceae
Source: the annotation of a GenBank genome assembly